Phanerochaete carnosa HHB-10118-sp is the source of this 1466-nucleotide messenger RNA. RefSeq lists its product as uncharacterized. Bases 301 to 1290 code for a protein of 329 amino acids. Gene Ontology annotation, molecular function: hydrolase activity. The record is from RefSeq and is a predicted model, not a curated record. Lineage: Eukaryota; Fungi; Basidiomycota; Agaricomycetes; Polyporales; Phanerochaetaceae. The transcript is spliced from 5 exons.
CAGGGAGACGCACCUCGAGAUUCCUCACCACUUCGACCGCUUUGAUCCAUCCUCAAAGGGCCCGCGUAGCAUAUGCAUUACUGAAUUAUCGAGAAUGCGCGUUCUGUUAAGGCGUCGAGUUAAGCCCGCAUCGCGCACGAAACAGACGCACCACAAGGUCCGGCCAGGGUUUAGCUAGGCGCACCAUAACCGCAAUACGCUAUCCGAGACCUAAGAGAGUGCGCACAGAUGCCAGAAAACAAGCGGAUACAAGCAGAGAAGUAUCUAGGACAGCGACGAGCCAUAAUCUAAGCGUGGAGGAUGGAGGUCGUGAAGUUCGUCUGGCAGAAAAACGGGCGUUGGACGCCCGCCCGAGAUGGCAUCAAUAUCCGCCCGCCGCAAGCCCUGACCAGAACGACGGCGGCGAUCUUCGUCUCAGCCUCCAAGCCGACCGUGCUGUUCUGCCAUGGCUUCCCAUCCACGUCUCACGACUGGCGACACAUCGUGCCUCGUCUGAAGGACAAAGGAUACGGCGUGCUCGUCUUGGACAUGCUCGGGUAUGGCGGGACCGACAAGCCCACCGACCCGGCGGCGUAUGUUCCAAGCUUGAUAUCGAAAGACAUUGCCGAUAUAUUGGACGCCGAGAAGCUCGAGAAGGUUAUUGCUAUCGGUCAUGACUGGGGCUGCAAGGCGAUCUCGCGCCUCACGAACUACUAUCCCGAGCGAGUCCUCGCCUACGUCUUCCUCGGAUUCUCUCCUUCGUGCAAGUGCUGCCCCCGAUGGACUUCGAAUGAACCAGACGCGAACGAGGUCAUCCAGGCGCAUAUCGACUCGUUCGUCAGCGUCAUGUUUCCGCAUCACCCUGAUAUAUGGAAGGAGCGCUUGGCGCCGACGGGCGCGCUCAAGCAGAGCCUGUUUGAAGACUUCGCUGCGCCUCGACCGCUUUACUUGUCCGAGGAAGACGCGAAGCACUUUGUGGAGACCUUCAGGCGCGGCGGCUUCGCGGCGCCAACAUGCUGGUUCAAGAUUGCGACGAGCAAGCUAUCUGCCGAGGACGACCUGCAGAUCCCUUCCGAGCGCAAGCUCCCGCCUGUCAGGGCGCCGAUUUAUUAUGCCGCGGCGAAGGACGACUACGUCUACCCUCCCAAGACAGGCUUUGCGUCGUUUACGCAGGAGGUGUUCCGCGGUCACAGUGUGACAAUGAAAGAAUACCACGCGGACCACUGGCUAAUUCUCUCCCACGGAGAAGAGAUUGCGCGCGAUCUCGAGGAGUGGAUAGAGGGCACCGUCGCCGCAAAAGUCGGCCUUUAAGCUAGUGGCUUCCGUACGUACAAGAGACCCGGUGGCUAAUGCCCUCUUUAUAGAUAUCGCGUUUUGUCUUAGUUCCUUGCCAAGUAUACAGCGACUCGAGUCUCUUUUGCACGUGAAUAAUGAGAAAUCCAGCACUCCCAUUGUAACUUAGAUCACGUUAGGGUUACUUACCAGCG